This is a messenger RNA of Diabrotica balteata, 1352 nucleotides long. NCBI's taxonomy places the organism in Eukaryota, Metazoa, Arthropoda, Insecta, Coleoptera, Chrysomelidae. The record is from the annotation of a GenBank genome assembly.
CUCUUAUUUAAUCAAAAUAAUAUUAGUAUAUAUGAGAGCGGAUAUUUUGAGUUUAGUAGUAAGAUUUUAUUACCGGUAAAAAAUGAUACCAAAAAGUAUAUGUGAUUUGUUAGAAGCGUCUUUGAACGAAAAGAUAGAAAAUUUUGAAAUACACGAACAUGAAGGCAACCAAAAAGGUGAGGGACAUUUAGGUGAAAUCGCAUUCUUGUCCUUCAAAAACAAAAAUACUGGCGAAGAUCAUCACUUAGUGGUUAAACAAUGUCUGACAGGCGGUAAAGAAACUACUAAAUUUAUGUCGAUGUGUUUCUACAACGAAAUAUAUUUUUAUACAACAGUGAUGCCAGCUUUACAAGAGUUUCAGAAGUCUUAUCCUAAGGUCGAAAUUUUUAACGAUAUUCCAAAAUGUCUUGCAACGUGCUUAAAAAAAGGAGAAGAAAAAUUGGUAAUGGAAAAUUUAAAGAUUAAAGGUUACAAAGUCCAUCCUAAGAAAAUACCCCUAAAUGGUAAGAUGUACGAAACAAUUUUCAAAAAGUAUGGAAAGUUUCAUGGAAUAUCCUACGCUUUUAAACAUUACAAUCCUCAAAAAUUUAACGAAUUGGGCGCAAAGUACCAUCAGAACCUGAAAAUGCUUGUUGAUCAAGGUUUGUUUAAAUCAGUAAUUAGCGGUUGUUUCAAUAAGGUAAAAGAAUUUUUAGAAGAGGAAAAUGAAAUAAAAAUUAUCGAGAGUUUUAAAAAAUAUUGUGAUAACGGUGUUCAAAUGUACCUUGAUGCACUUGCACACAAAAGUCCGUAUUCAGUUUUUAUCCACGGAGAUUGUUGGAGUAAUAAUAUGAUGUUCAAAUACAAUAAAUCGGGAGAUAUAGAAGAUCUUAAAUUAUUCGACUUCCAACUGACUGCGGUGGGCUCACCUGUUUUGGAUCUGUCAUAUUGUUUCUACUCAGGAGCUGAUGAGGACAGCAUAUCUAAUUUGGAUAAUUUCCUUGACAUCUAUUAUAAAAGUCUUAGUGAGACAUUAAAGGAGUAUGGGUGUAAUGCAGAAACAGUUUUGCCAUUUACAGAAAUAAAAAAAGAAUGGAAACAACAAAUCAUAUAUGGUAUGUUUAUGGGUUUAAUGAUAUGGAGUAGUAAAUUCUUGGAUCCAAGUGAAGCUCCAGGAAUGCCUGAACUAUUGGAUGGAGAAGAUCAAAGCGGAAAUAUCAGCGAUGUAAUGGACAAUACGGAUUAUACAGGAUUUAAAAAAGCUAGUUUAUUGGUAAUGAGACAUUUGUAUAACAAUAAUUUUUUAUAACUAAUGCAUAAUGUAUCUUCAGGAAAUUGUCUAAUCUAGUUCAAUAAAUUAAGUUUGUCAAUUU